UAAUUGAAAUGCUGAAACGUUCUAUGAAUAUCAGAAACAUAUAGAAGAGCCGCAGAAAAAAAUUUGAACUCUUGAUUCCUUUUCUUGAAAGAGUUAUAAAACUUUGAAUUUUUUCCUAUUUUACUGGAAAAAUAAAAUAAUUCCAUAACUUCUGAAAGAAGCGGCCAGGGUCCAAAUUCUUUUAAGGCUUUUUACUAGCUCAUAUCUACUAUCGAUCGACAUAUCAGUCAUUGAAAUCAGAGGACACCAAGCUGUCUAGAGAGAUCCGAUUUAGCUAUCUUAUGGAAUAGAUCUAAUUCAAUAGUACGUUUCAGCUUACUAAUUAAUUGGAGUGAAGUUCCUCAUAGCAAUUGCAUGAGGAUUGCUUUUCACGACUAAAUCAUGCGAAGACGAGUUACACGUCAGACCACAAGUCUAUAUCAGAAGGUUUUUUUUCUAGAUUCGAGGACGUUAUACAGCCUCUCCAAUCCUCGAAGCUGAUUUAGAUCUUAAAAAAGAUCUUGUUAUUGGUGAAAAUCAUCGUCGAGUCGCAAACAAUCUACUCUUCUGUAUUCAUCGUAUGAAAAAAUUAGCCGUCACAACAAAAGAACGUCAACAAUUUACACUGGACAAUCGUUGUUCUUUGUCAAUUAAAUUUGCUGAAAAUAGCAUUAUUGAAAAGCGAAAAUAUCGAGAAAAGAGAUAA
This is a messenger RNA of Didymodactylos carnosus, 685 nucleotides long. Lineage: Eukaryota; Metazoa; Rotifera; Eurotatoria; Philodinida; Philodinidae. The record is from the annotation of a GenBank genome assembly.